Macrosiphum euphorbiae (potato aphid) is the source of this 360-nucleotide messenger RNA. NCBI's taxonomy places the organism in Eukaryota, Metazoa, Arthropoda, Insecta, Hemiptera, Aphididae. The record is from the annotation of a GenBank genome assembly.
AUGCAGUAUGCAUUCUACUAUUUAGAAGUAGAAAACAUCUUAUGUAUCUUAUGUGGAUAUUCUACUAUAAGUGCACUUUUGAAAGUUUACAACAUUGCUAGAAAAAAUAUUGACAAUAAUAAUAAGGUAAUAGGCAUUUUUUUAGAUGUUCAGAGAGCUUUUGAUUGUGUUGUUCAUAAACUAUUGAUUAAUAAAUUAGAACAUGCAGGUAUUCGUGGUAUACCAAAUAGAUUACUGAUUUCCUUCCUAAAUGGUAGAACUCAAAGAGUCAAACUCAAUGAUCAGUAUAGUGAAAUACAAAAAGUAUCUUGUGGUGUAGGUACCACAAGACACAGUUGUAUUAUUCAUAAUAUUUAUUAA